AAAUGGCCCGAUACUGUAACGUCGCAAGCGAGGGAGAGAAGAGAGAAGCAUCCAUUGACCAUGGUGGAAGGACCGGGAGCAAUCCGCAAUGCCCGCAAGGUGCAGCCUGCUGUAGGAUACCAGGUGGUCGCAACAGUACGACUUGGAAAACCGGAGCCUUUGUGGACGGGUCAUACGCUGACGGAAGCUUUCUCGGUUGGAAAAGAGGUGUUUCUGGUGUUCUCCAACGAGGCUGCUUGGAGGUUGCAUUUUGGAAUGAACGGGAGUCUCCACUUAUCCAAAGAUGGUGGAUUUAACAACAACAACUCCAGUGGUUACCAAUACUACCGUCAGCAAGAGCCUUCUAUCCAGAUCCAAUUUCAGAGGGCAGACGCCGACAAAAAUGAUGACAGGAUAAUGCUAGAGUGCCGUUCCACCACUGCAAACCAAGUAUCGGCAAGAGUCGCUCGCUCCAAGAGAGAUCGUCUGGCUCACUUGGAUUGUUGUGCAAGCCAUGAACUCUUUCAAACCCAACAAGUCAUAUCGGCUCUUCAAUCAAGGCCUGACGCCAUGAUUUGCGACGCAUUACUGGAUCAAAAUAAGUUCCCUGGUGUCGGCAAUAUCAUCAAAAUGGAAGGCCUUCACAAGGCCAAUGUGCACCCCAAACGAUUGGUUCGACAAUUGCACCAUACAGAAUUGAAAUCUCUGGUGCAAACGUGUCGUCAGUAUGCCUUGGGUUGGCUCCAAGCCGGACGUUCGCCCCCGAAAAUGGUCUAUAAUCAGACCACAUGUGGAUCCUGUCAUACCGUAGGGAGCGUCCGCAUGGUAAAGCUCGGUCAAGAUUUGAGCCGAGUGACGUUUUGGUGCAUGUCCUGUCAGCCUUUCACUAAUAAAACCACAACGGAUACCUGCACUGCAGCAGCAUCAUCGAGCGACAAUAAACGACCAUUGGCAGCAAUCUUUGAUAAUUCCAGAUCCAAAAACAAUACCGCCAAGAAACCCAAACUUGCGGUUCCACAACAAAACGCGUCACGCAAUCAGAAUGCGUGUCCACAGCAUGGACCUCGUCAUUUCUGCAUUAAACGGGUUCGUCACAGCCCAAAGGAAGAAAACAAGAGCCGUUUGUUUGGCACCUGCAAGAUCAAGAGCUGUCCUUAUUUUGCUUGGGCCGAUACGCACUUUCCCAAGUGCCAUGGAUGUUCCCACAGAACUGUGUUGAGGGUUUCAAAGAAAGAACACUCUUCUGGGAGAUGGUUCUUCUCCUGCAGCAACAACAACGGCAAAUGUUCUGGCAUGUUCUCAUGGGCAACUCCGGCACAAUUAGCUCCCUUUGGAAAGCAUUUGACGCCACUUCUUUAGAUAGAUUCGCAUCAGUGGACAUUGUCAGGAUAUAACGAGGGGCUACGGGUACCAAAUGAGGAGAAAGCAAGAAGUUUUCAGAAGGUGUCGUAAUUGACGGGUGUACCGGUACCAUCUUGUAGCACCCACCUGCUGCACGGGUACUGAUGUUGUUUGGAGAGAGCGAAUAAAAGUUACUGCUGUAACCAUGACAUUGUAUAGUACACAUUCAGAAUCAGGAAGGACAUAUGCCAUAUUUCCAACACAGUAGUGUUGGCAGGCGGAUCUGGAUGGGCAGUGAUUGAAAAUCAUCCUUUCUGGCCGACUGCAAGCACCGAGGGCACCGGUACCCUCAUCACGAUACCUCAUCGGUCCAUCAGAGAGAAAUUCCUUGAUGGCAUCAUGCUACGGCCAUCCUCAGCUACCGGUACCUGGUACCGUACAGCGUACUGUGCUACCGUAGCAGUGUCCGCGAAGCUUUGCGUGGCAUCUAUGGUAACUAGCUAGCUAGAUCUAUCGUACCGGCACCGUACGUUUGUUUGCUUGAGAGGGAAGGAGGGAGUAAAUUUCUCCUUUGUUCCAAGUUUCGUGCCAGACCGGCCGGCUUGAAUAAUAGAUCCAACAGCGACAGAUAGCCUUGACUGAUUCCAUUUCAGAAGAGAACAUCUAACAAGGACCAUGCUACUCCAGAGCGCAAAUGCGGACAGUCCUCAUUUACUACUUAGUUUUAAGAAACCAGUCAACCUAACAUCAGCUAGUAGGGUACCAGUUCAGUCCAGGUUGUCUGCAUA
Messenger RNA from Seminavis robusta, 2108 nucleotides. The record is from the annotation of a GenBank genome assembly. NCBI's taxonomy places the organism in Eukaryota, Bacillariophyta, Bacillariophyceae, Naviculales, Naviculaceae.